Arabidopsis arenosa is the source of this 417-nucleotide messenger RNA. The record is from the annotation of a GenBank genome assembly. NCBI's taxonomy places the organism in Eukaryota, Viridiplantae, Streptophyta, Magnoliopsida, Brassicales, Brassicaceae.
AAUCCAUAUACUUCUUCUUCUUCUUCUUCACCUUAUUCAAGAAAAUGGACAAAGUUAUAAGAAUGUCCUCCGAAAAAGGGGUGGUUAUAUUCAGCAAGAGCUCUUGUUGUUUGUCCUAUGCGGUUCAAGUUCUCUUCCAAGAUCUUGGGGUUAACCCCAAGAUUCACGAGAUUGAUAAGGACCCCGAAUGCCGGGAGAUAGAGAAGGCACUAAUGAGGCUAGGGUGUUCAAAACCGGUCCCAGCUGUCUUCAUUGGUGGCAAGCUCGUUGGUUCAACAAAUGAAGUAAUGUCGAUGCACUUAAGCAGCUCACUUGUUCCCUUAGUGAAGCCAUAUCUAUGUUAAACAACAAAGAAGGUGUUUAUAUAUGAAAUUAAUUAGCUAUGGAUAUGUCAUUCAAUAAGGAAGAAAAUUGAGC